Phytophthora infestans T30-4 is the source of this 2667-nucleotide messenger RNA. Its product is annotated as P-type ATPase (P-ATPase) Superfamily. NCBI's taxonomy places the organism in Eukaryota, Oomycota, Peronosporomycetes, Peronosporales, Peronosporaceae. The record is from RefSeq and is a predicted model, not a curated record. The transcript is spliced from 4 exons. Gene Ontology annotation, molecular function: ATP hydrolysis activity; transporter activity; ATP binding. Gene Ontology annotation, cellular component: membrane. The coding region runs from base 1 to 2667 and encodes 888 amino acids.
AUGUCGAGAGAUCUUUGCAUCUUCACUCGUCUGCAGUCGCUUGUCAUCCGUGACGGGAUGCAACAAGUGGUGGACAGCAAGCAGCUGGUGCCUGGAGACAUCGUGAUCCUCGUCACAGGCGACGUUGUGCCUGCUGACAUUCGGCUGUUCACUAGUGUCGAUCUCAAGUGUAACGAGAUGCUGCUGACGGGCGAAUCGGAGGAUGUCCCCAAGAAAUACAACGCUCCGAUCCACCCCGCUGGAGCCGGCAAACCUGCCAAGUUGACAGCGAGUAACAUGGUCUUCUCGUCCACGACGAUCACCGCCGGCAACGCUCGUGGUAUUGUAGUGGAGACUGGUAUGAACACGCGUGUGGGCUCCAUUGCAGCUCUACUACAAGCCAAGAGCGGCACGGAUGCGUCUGCAGAGAAGAAGUGGAUCCGUAACCCGCUUGGUGACUGCAUCGCCAAGCACCGUUCGAAGCUCACGCCUCUGCAGCGAGCUCUACACCACACUGGGUACGUCAUGGGCCUCAUCGCGGUGGGUGUGGCCAUCCUCGUGUUUAUCGUCGGUAUGAUCCGCGGCAAUGAAGAUCCUCGUCACCCGGACAGACCCACGUACUUGACUAUGAUUAUGGCUGCUGUGUCUGUGGCCGUGAGUGCUGUUCCCGAGGGUCUACCGAUGGUCGUGACUAUCUGUCUGUCGUCCGGUACGGCCGAGAUGGUCAAGAAGAAUGUGCUUGGGUUCACACCUGAAGGCUCUAUCCUCGCUUCGGACGGUAGCAGUCAAGGCGAACCGGAGGCCGGCAAUGUGCAAGUUCGCGCGACUUUGAUGGCCUCGGUGCUGUGCAGUAACACGCAACUCAAGCAAGUGGAAGGGGACGACGGCGAGACUCCACGUUGGCUUCCGUUUGGCAACUCGUCCGAGGCGCCUUUGGUCGUUGCAGCCGCUAAGGCAGGCAUCUGGGAAGAUAGUCUGCUGGAAGACUACCCUCGGCUAGUGGAAGUACCGUUCAGCUCAUCACGUAAGAUGAUGGUCACAGUGAACGCCCUACCUGUGGUGAAUGGCAUGGCGAUGUUCGAUACGUUGGCGCUUCCAGGUGACCAGCCGCCCAAGCUGGUGGCUAACGUGAAGGGCGCACCGAACUACAUUCUACGCAACUGCACCCAGUACGGCCGGAAGGAUGGCACGUUCGAGACGUUGAACAACGUGCAGCGUCAGGAGAUUCUCGAGGCGGUGGACGCGCUAUCGUCGCAGGCGCUGCGUGUUCUUGCUGUGGCUAUCCAGCCGAUGCACGAAUUGCCGUUCGGGGAAGACUGCGACGAUGUGGACGAGAAGUUUGAAGCCUUGUCCAAGCCGUUAGUGUUCCUCGGACUGGUGGCGUCUAUCGACCCGGAACGUGACGGCGUGCGCGAUGCCAUUGCCACUGCACGAGCUGCUUCCAUCCCGUACGACAAGAUCGAGAUCGUGAAAUCUCUUCAACGUCAAGGACUCAUCGCUGCUAUGACUGGAGAUGGUGUCAACGACGCACCGGCGUUGAAGGAGGCGGAUAUCGGUGUGGCCAUGGGGAUUUCAGGCACGGAAGUGGCCAAGGGAGCGUCCGACAUGAUCUUGAUGGACGACAACUUCUGCAGUAUCGUCACGGCUGUGGAGAAGGGCCGCGUCAUCUACGCCAACAUCCAGAAGUUUGUCAUGUUUUUGCUAUCCACGAACAUCGGAGAGAUCAUCCUGAUCUUCAUCUCGGUGGCUGGCGGGUUCCCGCUUCCUCUCGAGGCGCUGCACAUUCUGCUGCUCAACCUGUUCACGGACGGUAUGCCUGCUGUCGCUCUAAGCUUGGAGAAGGGCGACCCACACAUCAUGGCAGACAAACCACGUCACAAGCAGACUUCGCUGAUCCACGGUCGACUGUGGCUGCUCGUGCUCUUCAACGCGUUCCUGCUUCUCGCUGGAGCUAUGACCACUUUUCUCUUGGGACUGUACUGGAACUUCGGCGUGUUGCUGACGGACGACAUCUACAAUACUGGCGGCGGUCCAGAUGGGACGGACUUCACGGACGUGACGUGUCGUCGAUGGGAAGGCAUCGACGAUGGCUGGAAAGUGUACGGCAACUGUGCUGCUCAGUACUCGGACGGCUCGUACAUUUUCGGCGAGGAAGUGGCCGGUAUGACGUCGUAUGAGAACUCGACUGUUUACUGUGAAGGAGGCGACUACGACUGCGUCCCAGCGGGUCUGGGACGAGCUCAGACGAUGGUGUUCUUGGGUUUGGCCUUCACGGAGGUGCUGCGAGCCUACACGGUGCGUCACUUCACGGAGCCUGUGUUCGCACGGAUGUUGUCGAAUGGCUACAUGCAGUUGGCGGCGUGUAUGUCGGUGAUUUUGACGGUGCUCGUGAGCAACGUCCCUGUUAUCAUGGACGACAUCUUUGGAUUCGAGUACAUUCCGUGGUAUCAGUGGCUUGUGGUCGGAGCUGUUGCAGUCAACAACGCGUUCUGGGGUGAGAUCCUGAAGGCCUAUUUGCGACGGAAGGACCGGGCGCAGGCUCGCUGGGACCACAUGAAGAGCGGGUUCGAGGAGAUUUUGCUCGAGAUCCGGCAUGUGCGCCAUCAUGUUGAGAGGCUUGAAGCGGGUGGAGCUCAUCGUGGACUCAAGCGCGUCCUAGAUGCUGAAGUACAAAUCUCUGCCGUCUAG